AUGACUGAACAUCUGAGAUCACAUGUGACUGAACGUCUGAGAUCACAUAUGACUGAACGUCUGAGAUCACAUAUGACUGAACAUCUGAGAUCACAUGUGACUGAACGUCUGAGAUCACAUAUGACUGAACGUCUGAGAUCACAUAUGACUGAACAUCUGAGAUCACAUAUAACUGAACGUCUGAGAUCACAUAUGACUGAACGUCUGAGAUCACAUAUGACUGAACAUCUGAGAUCACAUGUGACUGAACGUCUGAGAUCACAUAUGACUGAACAUCUGAGAUCACAUGUGACUGAACGUCUGAGAUCACAUAUGACUGAACAUCUGAGAUCACAUAUGACUGAACAUCUGAGAUCACAUGUGACUGAACGUCUGAGAUCACAUAUGACUGAACAUCUGAGAUCACAUGUGACUGAACAUCUGAGAUCACAUAUGACUGAACAUCUGAGAUCACAUGUGACUGAACAUCUGAGAUCACAUAUGACUGAACAUCUGAGAUCACAUGUGACUGAACAUCUGAGAUCACAUAUGACUGAACAUCUGAGAUCACAUGUGACUGAACGUCUGAGAUCACAUACUACUAAACAUCUGAAUGCACCUUUGUGCAUCUGA
Procambarus clarkii (red swamp crayfish) is the source of this 612-nucleotide messenger RNA. Lineage: Eukaryota; Metazoa; Arthropoda; Malacostraca; Decapoda; Cambaridae. The record is from RefSeq and is a predicted model, not a curated record.